CUGGUUUUUGCUUUUUUGUAUUGUAUUGGUAGGAGGAGCCGCUUUCCUGUGAUUGUCUGGUUAUUCUCUCUCUUCACCCGCUCGCUCUCCUUCUCUCACCCUCAGUGCAUCUCCUUCCCUCUCUCAUUUUUCCAAAGUUGAAUAUUCCGCUUGCCUGAGAGCUCUCGCCAGCGCACGGACUGAACGCACCGGGCUGGUAUCGCGCUGCGCUGCGUGGAACGCACCUGGACAGAAGGAGUGAGCUACAGUAUCCCGACUCUGUUCAGUCCCCUCUCUCCACCCCUCCUGAUUCUUCCAACUUCAUUUCGGGCUACUUUCAAGAUGACACAAGAAAAGCGCGUUCGCUAUGUAAAGCUGGUAACUGGCCAGCUUCUGUGGGAUUUGAUGUCACCUUUAGAUUGGUUCAACUGAAGAUGGAAACACUGGAGUCUGAGCUGACCUGCCCGAUCUGCCUGGAGUUGUUUGAAGACCCUCUGCUCUUGCCCUGUGCCCACAGCUUGUGCUUUAACUGUGCCCAUCGCAUCCUGGUAUCCCACUGUUCCACCAGCAAGCCCCUUGAGUCCAUCUCAGCCUUUCAGUGCCCCACCUGUCGUUACGUCAUCACACUGAAUCACUGCGGUCUGGAAGGCCUUAAGCGCAAUGUGACGCUGCAGAACAUCAUUGACCGCUUUCAAAAGGCCUCCCUUAGCAGCCCCAACUCCCCUACUGAAAGCCGGCGCCUGCAGCCGCAGCGGCCCUACACCGCCACCAUUAGCGGUACAAUAGCAGGAACAAUUGGCAGCGGUGGUGGCACAAGUGGAAGCAGCGCCCGUGGCAGCCCGGCCACUUCCAGCCACUCCCACCCGCACGCCAACCACACCAAUCACAUCAACCACACCAACGCUAACCACAGCCCAGCUGUUGUUGCUAAAAUGGAUCCACGCAUCACCUGCCAGUUCUGCGAGCAGGAUCCGCCCCGUGAGGCUGUCAAGACAUGUGUCACAUGUGAGGUAUCAUACUGUGACCGCUGCCUGCGUGCAACCCACCCUAACAAGAAGCCAUUCACCAGCCACCGCCUGGUGGAGCCGGUGCCAGACACUCACAUCCGCAGCCUGACCUGUCUGGAGCACGAGAAUGAGAAGGUGAACAUGUACUGCUUGGUGGAUGACCAGCUCAUCUGCGCUCUCUGCAAGCUGGUGGGUCGCCACCGAGACCACCAGGUGUCCUCACUCACUGAGCGCUUUGACAAGCUCAAGGCUUAUCAGGUGAGCCCGGGCAGAGUGUCAGAUGCGGUAAUGGAGGCUUCAAAGACAAGCGCUGCGCAAACCCUGGAGAAUAACCUGACCAACCUGGUGAAGAGGAACAGUGAACUAGAGAACCAAAUGGCAAAGCUCAUCCAGAUCUGUCAGCAGGUUGAGGUGAACACAGCCAUGCAUGAAGCUAAGCUGGUGGAGGAGUGUGACGAGCUAGUGGAGAUCAUCCGCCAGAGAAAACAGGUCAUCGCGGUGAAAAUCAAGGAGUCCAAGGUGAUGAAGCUGCGUAAGUUGGCUCAGCAAAUUGCAAACUGUCGCCAGUGUCUGGAGCGCUCCAGCGCCCUCAUCACACAAGCCGAACAGAGCCUGAAGGAGAACGACCACGCCCGCUUCCUCCAGACCGCCCGAAAUGUAGCUGAAAGGGUUGCCAUGGCGACAGCCUCCUCCCAGGUGCUCAUCCCUGAUGUCAACCUGAAUGAGGCAUUUGACAACUUUGCUCUGGAUUUCUCACGAGAGAAGAAGAUUUUGGAAGGACUAGAUUACCUAACAGCUCCCAACCCACCAUCUAUAAGAGAUGAGCUGUGCACUGCCUCCCAUGACACCAUCACUGUUCACUGGACGUCAGAGGACGAGUUCAGCGUUACCUCCUACGAGCUGCAGUACACUAUCUACACUGGCCACACAAAUUUCAUCAGUUUGUACAACUCUGCAGACAGCUGGAUGAUUGUACCUAACAUCAAGCAGAACCACUACACAGUGCACGGCUUGCAGAGCGGCACCCGCUAUAUCUUCUUUGUCAAGGCUAUCAACCAAGCAGGAAGCCGCAACAGUGAGCCAACCCGUCUCAAAACCAACAGUCAACCCUUCAAGUUGGACCCAAAGACGGCACACAAGAAGCUCCGCCUAUCCAACGACUGUCUGACCAUGGAGAAGGAUGAGAGCUCACUGAAGAAGAGCCACACCCCGGAGCGAUUCAGUGGCACAGGUUCUUAUGGAGCAGCUGGUAAUGUUUUCAUUGACAGUGGGUGCCACUACUGGGAGGUGCUGCUGGGAGCAUCUACGUGGUAUGCCAUUGGCGUGGCUUACAAAUCAGCCCCAAAAAACGAAUGGAGCGGCAAGAACUCAUCCUCAUGGGUCUUCUCACGCUGCAACAAUAACUUUAUGGUGCGUCACGAUGGCAAGGAGAUGCUGGUGGAGGCAAGCUUGCAGCUGAGGCGGCUGGGUGUUCUGCUAGACUACGACAACAAUUCACUGUCCUUCUAUGAUGCUAUGAAUUCCCAGCACAUUCACACUUUUGAAAUUUCCUUCCUCCUGCCCGUGGUACCCACUUUCAUGAUCUGGAACAAGUCAGUCAUGAUACUCUCAGGGCUACCUGUCCCUGACUUUGUCGAUGUCUUGGCCUCAGAUCAUCAAGAGCAGCAACAGCAGCAGAUGGGCCUAUGCCGACAAGAGUCACCAUACUUGACUGGAAUGAAGACCUGCCACUGAGAAUGGCCCAACGACAGCCAAGCAGAGUCCACUCUGGCCCAGUAACUGAAAAGUUGAUUGGGAGCUGAAAGGCAUUGCCAGUCUAAAAGAGUCCUGCUCUAACUCUCAUUACGAGUAAACUUGUUACUUUCUUAUGGAUUUAGAAAGUAAUCGAAAUAUGCACACGAGUCUGGAAAAUGUCAGCCCUGUUAGUUUGUAGACAUCAAAUGCUUUGUAAAUCCAUCAGUGGGAACCCAUCAAUGGGAACAAGGUCUCUUGACUGUGAACAUCAGCAGGCCUAGAAUUCAUCUGAUGUCCUGGAGGACAGGAGCUUUGGUCUGUCACUGGGCAGGACAGGAUCUUGACCAUUUAAGGUCUUCCGUUUCGAUUUAUUUUCCACUUGAUUUGACCAUAGGUAGAAGACCAAGGAGGGAAUGCUCCCAUCAUCUAUUUAGAGUUUGAAGUAUAGCAUGAACAGUUAGAGUAGGACUAAAUGUCUCGUCUGAAGCAGAUUAAAUCAAAUCACAACAAUAGAAGCAUCUGAUAAAAGACUCAAAUUCUGUCACAAUAAGAUUAGGUCAAUUUGACACAUUUCGGAUGUAAUCAGAAUUAGCCAUCAAAGAAAUUGAAUUCUUGGAAGACACACUUAUGGAGUUUGCUUUCUUGGUGAAACUUGGAUGACAAUGAGUUUGCUCUCAUGGCUGUAUGCUAAAUAGGAAGCUAGAGACACCAGCUGGGUUAGCUUAGUGCAGCAUAAAGACUGGAAGGACCAGCUUCCUGUAAAACCAUAAAGUCAAGUCAGUUUUAUGUUUGCCUUUUUCCUAUGGAUGAAACAAACAAGAUAUAACAUAUUUUAUGAGCUUUAGAGGUGUUUCUAUUGUUUCUAGUCUUAAGGGCUUUUCAAACUUUCUAUGUACCUUCAAACAGAUGCGGAAACAGACAAAAGAUGCACACACAUUCCUAUUCAUACCUCAAAUUGAAGGUCUACUUCUGUCCAUGUGCCAGCGUUUUCCAAGUAUUGCAGUACAUACGAAGUUAGGGCUUUUUGUUGUGCAGGCGGUCCAUGCAGAAAGAAUACAUUUCUGGCAUUGUGCACCUGGGAAGAUGAUGAAAUUUACAUCACUGGACCAUAGUAGGCACAUGGACAUGGAAACUAUGAAUUGGCCUUUAGUUCUAUGUUAAGCUAACCACCUGCUGGUUCUCAUCUCAAAUUCUAUGUACUAGAUAUAAAUCUUACCACACAACUCUGAGCAAAAAAAAAUAAUAGGUGUAUGUCUCAAAAUACUUAUUCUGUUAAUUGUAGAUGUGUCUUGUAUGUGGCCACUUUACCGUGUGAGACAGAUGCUAUCGUCUUGCUAAAGCAAAAACAUGUUAUCCUUAGUCUUCUUCUGUUGCAUUACAGCAAGGUGCAUUACCAGCCUUUGUGUCACUGUUUAUGCGUUGUUCAGGAGCUGUAAGUGGUCUUUGCUAACGUCUUUGCCUUGGUCUUCUUCCUAGAUUUGACUCAGCCUUGUUUGAAUUGGCAGAUCACAGCUUCCAAGUUUCAGGAGGUGUUAACGCUGCCCGCAGUUAUUAACAAGAUCACAGGGGGUAGAUUUGCAUCAUGUGUCCGUUUGACUUGUAUGAUAAGGGGUUUACUGAAUUCUAGAGGAAAAAGUGUUAUUUAUGACAAAAAAGAUGGCUUACUUUUAUCAUUAAUCUCAACAUACUCAUGUUGCACUUUUUAAUUAACACUAUUUCCCAUCUUCAAGUAGAUGGAGUUGAGUGGCAGGGAUGAAAUGGGAAGGGAAAGUGUCAACAAGAUGGUUGUGUUCACUCACGUGAAAAAUUAAAAUAUCUUAUUUUCCUAUUUCCAAAAUAAUUUAUGGUUACUCAUUAAUCAUGAUUAACCAGAUAUUACCAAAACAACUUUAUUGCAAUAAAACACUGUUAAGUAAUAACACUUAAUCUGAUCAUUCAAAGCACUUAGCAAUAAACUAGAAGUCCCUGCUGCAAAUGGAAAUAUCUUUGAACACAACCAGUGACUUUCCCUCCCUACUGGUCUUCUCAAUAGCAUAUAGUAUGAUUAUGGUGAGGAUUAUGUGAUUUUUAUCACAGUGACAUAAUGGCAAACUAUGUUUAAAGCUGUUUUAAAAACAUUCACUCUGUUUUUG
This is a messenger RNA of Monopterus albus (swamp eel), 4852 nucleotides long. It is a transcript of the gene mid2, whose product is annotated as midline 2. Gene Ontology annotation, cellular component: microtubule. Lineage: Eukaryota; Metazoa; Chordata; Actinopteri; Synbranchiformes; Synbranchidae. The coding region runs from base 414 to 2720 and encodes 768 amino acids. The transcript is spliced from 11 exons. The record is from RefSeq and is a predicted model, not a curated record. Gene Ontology annotation, biological process: protein localization to microtubule. Gene Ontology annotation, molecular function: zinc ion binding; microtubule binding.